AUGGAGCUCGAAAGCGUCAAGCUGCUACUCGUGGGGGAUGAGAACUGCGGCAAGACAACCUUUCUAUCGCGACUCAGUGCAGGCGAGCACAUGAAUCCAAUCCCGCUCCUCCGCGACAUUGACCAGCCCUUCAUUUUCAAUGUCAACCAGGGCACCAAGAGUCAUCGCCUAGAAUUCCACGACACCUCAAGCCCCGAAAACUGGCGGCUACUGGACCCCGACGUUAUCGUCAUGUGCUUUGACAUCAGCCAGCGCCUGAGUCUCAUCAACAUGAAACGAUAUUGGAUCGACGAGGUGAAGCGGGCUUUUCCGCGCAUCGACGGGCUGCCCAUUGUGAUGCUCGGCCUGAAGCGUGAUCUCAGGUCCGAGACGGAUCCCAACGGCAUCAUUUACCCGCAGGAGGCGUACCAACUGGCGCAAACGCUGCGGGUGGAUCGCUACGUCGAGUGCUCCGCGGUGACGGGAGAGCUCGUCAAGCCGGCGUUCGAGGACAUUUGCAAGACGGCCACCAAGGUGAAGACGGCGGCCGGAGGACAGAGCGAGGGCGGCUGUAUCGUGCUCUGA
Hirsutella rhossiliensis is the source of this 564-nucleotide messenger RNA. Its product is annotated as ras family domain-containing protein. Bases 1 to 564 code for a protein of 187 amino acids. The transcript has 3 exons. The record is from RefSeq and is a predicted model, not a curated record. Gene Ontology annotation, biological process: small GTPase-mediated signal transduction. NCBI's taxonomy places the organism in Eukaryota, Fungi, Ascomycota, Sordariomycetes, Hypocreales, Ophiocordycipitaceae. Gene Ontology annotation, molecular function: GTP binding; GTPase activity.